Pyricularia pennisetigena is the source of this 1038-nucleotide messenger RNA. RefSeq lists its product as uncharacterized. The record is from RefSeq and is a predicted model, not a curated record. Gene Ontology annotation, biological process: mRNA splicing, via spliceosome; maintenance of RNA location. The transcript has a single exon. Gene Ontology annotation, cellular component: nucleus. Lineage: Eukaryota; Fungi; Ascomycota; Sordariomycetes; Magnaporthales; Pyriculariaceae. Gene Ontology annotation, molecular function: protein binding; mRNA binding. Bases 1 to 1038 code for a protein of 345 amino acids.
AUGGCCUCGGAUGCAGCUGCCGACAGGCAAUCACAUCGGCGCCGGCGCGAUGACCACGAUGACCAUGAGCGCGACCCCUACAGUAGUCGUAGGCAAAAAACGCGACAUGAUGACAGCGACCGCGAUAUAGACGGACGAGGCGGUUCGAGGGAGAGGAAGCGUCGCGACCACCACAGACGCUCCCGUAGCCCAGAAAAUAGGGGCCACAGGAGGAGGUCACGCAGCCGGGACCGCGACCGCGACUCUAGACGGACAUACGACGACAGGGAGAGGAGGAGUAGACGGCGGAGGGAUGAUUCAAACCCCGACGACUCCUCGGACGGAAGAAGAAAGGAUCGAAAAGUUAGAAGGCGCUCCAGAUCAAGGGAGGAUACGGCACGAUCUUCAAAACACGACUCCGAUAGGAGGAGAAGGGACGGCUCACGUAGCCGACGGAAGGACGACGAUGAAAAGGCUUUACAACCAGUCCGGCGCAGCGGGCCCCUGCCGUCACAAUCCGACUCCUUCGCCGUGGCCGGUACUGGGGGGGAGGCGGAACCCGAUAAGCCCAAGGAGAGGCCAAACUACGGAGCUACGGGGGUGCUGGCCGCGGCUUCAAACUCGGUGCAGAAGGCGGACGGGACCACGAUCACGCUGAAAUACCACGAGCCGCCCGAGGCGCGCAAGCCACCUGCCCGCGACGACUGGCGCCUCUUUGUGUUCAAGGGCGACGACCUGGUCGACACGAUCUCGCUCGCAUCGCGGUCGUGCUGGCUCGUGGGGCGUGAUAGCGCGGUGGCCGACUUGCUGGCCGAGCAUCCGAGCGUGAGCAAGCAGCACGCGGUGAUACAGUUUCGGCACGUCGAGAAGCGGAACGAGUUCGGCGAUCGCGUGGGCGGCGUCAAGCCGUACCUGCUCGAUCUGGAGAGCGCCAACGGAACGCACAUGAAUGGGGACCAAGUCCCGGAGAGCAGGUAUCUCGAGCUGAGGCACAAGGACGUGAUUAAGUUUGGGCAGAGUACACGGGAGUAUGUUGUCAUGCUGUCCCCAAAGGAGUGA